UGAAGCAUCUGCAGGCAGACAAGGCAGAGCGCUUGGCUCCCAGCUCCUCCCAGCUCCUUCCAGCUCCUCCUGCCGCGAACGCCAACCCGCAGCAAAGAUGUGCAAAGGUCUGGCGGGGCUGCCCGCUUCCUGCCUGCGGAGCGCCAAGGACAUGAAGCACCGGCUGGGGGUGCUGCUGCAGAAGUCGGAUUCCGGUGAGCACGGCUCCGCCCACAGCAGGAGAGACAAGCUGGUGGUCUGUCCCAGGGUGAGCCAAGAGGAAGUCAAAAAGUGGGCCGAAUCACUGGAAAGCCUGAUCAGCCAUGAAUGCGGGCUGGCGGCGUUCAGGGCGUUCCUCCGGUCGGAGCACAGCGAGGAGAACGUAGAGUUCUGGCUCCGCUGUGAGGAGUACAAGCGAACCAGGUCGCCCUCAAAGCUGCGCCCCAAGGCCAUGAAGAUCUACGAGGAGUUCAUCUCGGUCCAGGCGACCCAGGAGGUCAACCUGGACUCCGGCACCAGGGAGCAGACCCGCAAGAACCUGCUGGCACCCACCGCCACCUGCUUUGACGAGGCCCAGAGGAAGAUCUUCCACCUGAUGGAGAAGGACUCCUACCGCCGCUUCCUCAAGUCUCGCUUCUACCUCGCGCUGGCCGACCCGUCGGGCGGUGCGUCUGAGAAGCAGCAAGGAGCCAAGCGCCCGGCGGACGGCCCCUCUCUGGCCCCCGGGUGCGCCUAACCUCGCGGGCGGGGCUGCAAGGCCGACUGCACCAGGGCCGCGGCACGGGCUGGUCUGUGGGCAGCGGGUGCCCGCACCGCAGCCUGGUGUCCGCACCGCAGCCCGGUGUCCGCACCGCCUCCCGUGCCGCUCACUAGAUGCAGUGUCUGUCCCGCGCUCCUCCCCAUCGUCUCCCGCAUUUUCUUAGAGGCCCUGCGAGCGAGUGGAGGGUGGUGGCAGCUCUCUCUGCUCAGCCGUUUGGCCUCAGGGCGGCCGGGGUGGGGUGAGUCCACGUCAUGUGACAGCCACUGGCUCCAGGUUUCUGUGAGCCAGGACUUCCUCCAUAGCUAGGUGUUUAGAUGAGUUUUCUCUAUUGUGUUCACGUAUGGGUACAUGUGUGUGCAUGCACAGACACACACGUUCCUGUAGGGUGGACGGAGAGGGCCAGGCGCUCAUCACUAGUGCAAGGUGCUGUGCGCCUCGGCUCUAAACCAGCCCUGGGAAGCGACAUUGGAAAAGGGAGCUCAUCUCUGUGAACCGAAGAGCCCCGGGUGUGGCUCUGAGCGGUGUCCUGCUCACUGCACCGCGGGGGGCGG
Molecule: messenger RNA, 1290 nt
Organism: Myotis daubentonii (Daubenton's bat)
Lineage: Eukaryota; Metazoa; Chordata; Mammalia; Chiroptera; Vespertilionidae
Gene: RGS4
Product: regulator of G protein signaling 4
Source: RefSeq, a predicted model, not a curated record